Molecule: messenger RNA, 2727 nt
Organism: Orycteropus afer afer
Lineage: Eukaryota; Metazoa; Chordata; Mammalia; Tubulidentata; Orycteropodidae
Product: serine/threonine-protein kinase Nek1-like
Exons: 22
Coding region: 1-2727 (908 amino acids)
Molecular function (GO): protein kinase activity
Source: RefSeq, a predicted model, not a curated record
AUGGUUGAAGCCAGGCAAGGCACCCAGACUCCAUCGGAGCAUACAGACUGGGAUGAAAUUCCUGGUGGUCCUGAAGCUUUAUUUCCUAAGGGAGGGGCAGUCACUCCGUCUUUUUCUCCUCGAGGACAAUAUGAACAUUACCAUGCUAUUUUUGAUCAAAUGCAGCAGCAAAGAGCUGAAGAUAAUGAAUAUAAAUGGAAAGGAGAAAUGCAUGGCCGAGGGCUUCAAGAAAGAGGAAUUUCACCUGGAGUACAUCCAGGAGUUCCUUACUGGGCUGCAUGUCAUCACCUUUUCCCUGAUGCUGGUGCGAUUAGAAAAACUUUAAAAAGAUUAAAAGCCGUGUCUAAACAAACCAAUGCAAAUAGGCAAAAAGGACAACUGUCUGUGGAAAGAGCCAAACAAGUAGAAGAGUUUCUACAGCGAAAACGGGAAGCUAUGCAGAAUAAAGCUCGAGCCGAAGGACAUAUGGGAAUCCUGCAAAACCUGGCAGCUAUGUAUGGAGGCAGGUCCAGCUCUUCAAGAGGAGGGAAGCCAAGAAACAAAGAGGAAGAGGUUUAUUUGGCAAGGCUGAGACAAAUAAGACUACAGAAUUUCAAUGAGCGCCAACAGAUUAGAGCCAAACUUCGUGGUGAAAAGAAAGAAGCUGAUAGUUUGAAAGGACAAGAAAGGAGUGAAGAGGCUGACAUGAGGCGCAAAAAGAUUGAAACAUUUAAGUCCCAAGCAAAUGCACGUGCUGCUGUCCUGAAAGAACAACUAGAGCGAAAGAGAAAGGAAGCAUAUGAGAGAGAAAAGAAAGUGUGGGAAGAACAUUUGGUGGCUAAAGGAGUAAAGAACUCUGAUCUGUCUCCACCCUUGGGAGGACAGCAUGAAACAGGUGGAUCUCCAUCAAAGCAACAGAUGAGAGCUGUAAUUUCUAUGACUUCAGCUUUGAAAGAAGUGGGUAUGGACUAUUUAACUGAUGAUUCUCAGGAAACCUCAGAAGAAGUGCAAAAGACCAACAGUGCUAUUUCAAGUAAACGAGAAAUACUGCGUAGAUUAAAUCAAAAUCUUAAAGCACAAGAGGAUGAAAAAGGAAAGCUGCAUUACAGUGACACUUCUGAAGUAAUUGCUCAUGAAGAUGUUAAAGAGCAUGAAGAGGAAAAACCGGCUUCAUCUGAUCGUAAGAAGUGGGAAGCAGGAGGUCAAAUUGUGAUUCCUUUGGAUGAGUUCACAUUGGAAGAAGCAUCAUUCUGUGCAACUGAAAAAUGCACAGUGGGAGAGGUUAUUAAAUUGGAUCCUGGUGGAUCUCCAAGAAGAGUCUGGGGUAAAAGCCCAACAGAUUCUGUUUUAAAGAUACUUGGAGAAGCUGAACUACAACUUCAGACAGAACUAUUGGAAAAUGUAGCUGUUAGAAGUGAGAUUUCUCCUGAAGGGGAAGUAUACAAACCGUUAAUCAUUGGAGAAGAAAAAGUACAAUAUGUUUCACUUCAAAUGAACCCCUCAGCUACUGUUGAUUCUCCUCCUCUUGAAAUAAAAAGUGAAAAGUUUAAGGAGGCAUCUCCACAGAUAUUGUUGAAACCAGAAGGAAAUUUGGAUGAACCUGAUGAUUUGGAAACAGAAGUACUACAGGAGUUAAGUGAGAUAAACAAAGAUGACAGCUUGCCAUGUGCUAUUACUGAUGUGUGGGUUGAGAAAAAGGAAACAAAGGAAGCAGAGUUGGAAGAUAAGAUCCUUAUUCAGCAAAAUGAAGUUUCUGGAGAUGAAUUCCUGAGGAAUGUUGACCAACUUAAUGAAGUUCAAAUAGAGCCUGAAAUGGAUGAUUCAUCACACUCUAAAUCUACGCAAUCAGAACCAUUUUUUCAUAAAGUGGUUCAAUCUAAAGACUUCAAAAUAGCCUCGCAAGUUCAAUUAAUUCAGUGCUCACCAGAAGAAUCCUUUCCACUUCGAUCUCGCUCUGAUUCACCACCAAAAAAUAAAAGCAAGAGUUCUUUGUUGAUUGGUCUUUCAACUGGUCUAUUUGAUGCAAACAACCCGAAGAUGUUGAGAACAUGUUCACUUCCAGAUCUCUCAAAGCUGUUCAGAACACUGAUGGAUGUUCCCAUUGUAGGAGAUGUGCAACAAGACAAUCUUGAAAUCGAUGAAAUUGAAGAUGAACACAUUAAAGAAGGACCUUCUGAUCCUGAAGACAUUGUGUUUGAAGAAACUGACACAGAUUUACAAGAGCUUCAGGCCUCUAUGGAGCAGUUGCUUAGGGAACAAGCUGGUGAAGAAUACAGUGAGGAGGAAGAAUCGGUCUUAAAGACCAGUGAUGUAGAGCAUACUGUAAAUGAGACAGAUCUGGCAGACGAGGAUGACAAUCCCAGCAGUGAAAGUGCCCUGAAUGAAGAAUGGCACUCUGAUAAUAGUGAUGGUGAGAUUACUAGUGAAUGUGAAUGUGAGAGUGUCUUUAAUCAUUUAGAGGAACUGAGACUUCACCUGGAGCAGGAAAUAGGCUUUGAAAAGUUCUUUGAGGUUUAUGAGAAAGUAAAGGCUAUUCAUGAAGAUGAAGAUGAAAAUAUUGAAACUUGUUCAACAGUCGUUCAGAAUAUUUUGGGAAAUGAACAUCAGCAUCUUUAUGCCAAGAUUCUUCAUUUGGUCAUGGCAGAUGGAGCCUAUCAAGAAGCGCUAAACAUGGAAUCAAGUGACCAGUGUUACAGUCCUGACUCUGUAAAUUCUAGUUAUGUGACAUUAGUGUUGUAUUUUCUCUAA